AUGUUACUGAGGCUUCCAUCGAUUCUUGGACUAAGUAAACGUGUUACGCUUGGCUUUCCACUCUCAAAUCGAUACUGCAGCACUGUUAGCGCUUCCGUGGAUGCUAACACACCUCAAUACGACGUGGUCGUAGUCGGUGGUGGCCAUGCCGGCACGGAAGCAUGUGAGGCUGCGGCUCGCAUGGGUGCUCGUACGCUGUUGAUCACCCACAAGAAGUCUACCAUCGGGGAGAUGUCCUGCAAUCCGUCGUUCGGAGGCAUUGGAAAAGGGCAUCUAAUGCGGGAGGUGGACGCACUGGAUGGAGUUUGUGCGCGGAGUUGCGAUAACAGUGGUGUUCAGUACAAGGUGCUGAAUAAGCGGAGAGGGCCUGCGGUGUGGGGACCUAGGGCGCAGAUUGAUAGGAAGUUGUACAAAGCGGAGGUUCAGAGGGAGCUGGAUGGAACGGCGAAUCUGGAAAUUGUGGAAGCUUCCGUUGAGGAUAUCGUUCUGGAGAGGGAGGAGGGUAAAUUGAAUAAUAGGAUAAAGGGGAUUAGCUUGAAGGAUGGGAGAGUUGUGUGGACGAAGUCGCUAGUGAUCACGACGGGUACGUUCUUAAGGGGACAGAUCAACAUAGGGUUGAAGACGAUGCCAGCUGGAAGGAUCGGAGAUGAGCCUGCUAUUGGGUUGGCGAAGAGCCUUGAGGAUUUGGGCUUUCGGAUGUCCAGAUUGAAGACAGGGACCCCUCCACGGAUCAAGGCUUCGUCGAUUAACUUUGAUAUCUUGGAGCGUCAUCCAGGUGACAACCCUCCGGUACCGUUUUCUUUCAUGAACGAUCGCGUGUGGUUGAACAACGAGGAUCAGCUGGAUUGUUUCCUCACUCACACGAGUCAGGAUGUAAACGAUAUUGUCAAGCGGAACUUGCACUGCAAUCGUCAUGUAACGGAAGAGCUGACCGGACCUAGGUAUUGUCCUUCAAUCGAAUCUAAGGUUCUUCGAUUCGGCGGCAAGACCCAUCAGAUAUGGUUGGAACCGGAAGGAUUCGACAGUGAGUUGAUCUACCCGAAUGGCCUGUCGUGUACGCUUCCAGAAGAUGAGCAAGUCAAGCUAGUUCGAUGCUUGCGCGGUUUGGACAAAGCUGAACUGGCUAGACCGGGGUACGGCGUAGAGUACGACUUCGUCGAUCCCAGGGAACUGUAUCCCACGUUGGAGACUAAGCGUGUGGAAGGGUUAUUCUUCGCAGGGCAGAUCAAUGGCACAACAGGAUAUGAGGAAGCAGGAGCACAGGGAAUUCUAGCCGGAGCUAAUGCAGCUGCGAAAAUUUUGAAGCGCAAUCCAUUGACGAUCAGUCGAACGGAGGGAUAUCUUGGAGUGCUGGUUGAUGACUUGACGACCUUGGGUACGAACGAGCCUUACCGGAUGUUCACCAGUAGAGCUGAAUUCAGGCUGAGCUUGAGGCCAGAUAAUGCCGAUUUACGGUUGACGGAGAAGGGUUACCGGAUGGGAUUGGUGUCGGAGGCGCGGUACCGGAGGAUGGUCUCGAUCAGGGAGAAGCUCAAAAUGGGAAUUGAGCUGUUGAGCGACAUCAAAAAAGGCAGCAACACUUGGAAGGAGCAGCUUGGGCUUCCUCUGGGCAAGGCGAGCAUACAAAAGAGUGCUUUUGAAAUGUUGGCUAUCACUGUGGAGGAUAUUACGACUGAGAAUUUGUGUGACUUGGCUCCAGGAGUGCUAGGGUGGAUUAAGGAAGAUCGGGUUUUGUGUGAAAGACUAAAGAUUGAGGCUUUGUACAGUUUGUCGAUCCAGGAACAGGCAAAAGAAGUCGAAGAAGUCCAAAGACAUGAACAACUUCAGAUCCCUAGAUCAAUUGACUAUCUUUCGAGAACUCUCAAUCUUUCGUACGAGGAACAAGAAAAGCUUGUACAUAUACAACCACAUACUAUUGCUGCCGCCAGCCGCAUCCAAGGUAUCACCCCUUCAACCAUUGUCCGGUUGGUGAGAUACGUCAAACAACAAGAAAUGGCAGCCUCUGCCUAACUCUCAUCUGAUUGAUCCAAUCGCAAAAGAAACUACGCUUAACCACAAUGUUAAACCCAUAGAAAAGUACAUUUUAUUCGAAAAAGCUCGUACAUAAAUAUAAUUAGUUAGUUAUUUAAUAUAAAUAAAUAGUCGUUUAUAUACACACUUCACACAUUCAACUAAAAUCUAAACAAAUUGAAAAAACGCGUCGUUUGGUCAACAAAAAUACAGUAACCUACUUCCUUAGACUGUAAUAAAGAGCGAUAACAAAUGGGA
Molecule: messenger RNA, 2268 nt
Organism: Aedes albopictus (Asian tiger mosquito)
Lineage: Eukaryota; Metazoa; Arthropoda; Insecta; Diptera; Culicidae
Product: protein MTO1 homolog, mitochondrial
Exons: 5
Coding region: 1-2010 (669 amino acids)
Biological process (GO): tRNA methylation; mitochondrial tRNA wobble uridine modification
Cellular component (GO): cytosol; mitochondrion
Molecular function (GO): flavin adenine dinucleotide binding
Source: RefSeq, a predicted model, not a curated record